Gopherus flavomarginatus (Mexican gopher tortoise) is the source of this 1943-nucleotide messenger RNA. RefSeq names its product tripartite motif-containing protein 10-like. NCBI's taxonomy places the organism in Eukaryota, Metazoa, Chordata, Testudines, Testudinidae. The transcript has 8 exons. The coding region runs from base 34 to 1245 and encodes 403 amino acids. The record is from RefSeq and is a predicted model, not a curated record. Gene Ontology annotation, molecular function: zinc ion binding.
AGGCCAGAAAAAACACUGGUGAUCCCGGCAGCCAUGGCCUCAGCGGCUCCUGUACAGGGAAUCCAAGAGGAAACCAUGUGUCCCAUCUGCCUGGAGUAUCUAAUGGACCCCGUGACCAUGGACUGUGGGCACAACAUCUACCAGGGCUGCAUCAGUAACUAUUGUGACAAAUGGGAAGAAUAUGGCCCCUUGGAGUGUCCCGUCUGCAGAGACCGGAUCCAGAAAGGGAGCCUCCUCCCCAACUGGCAGCUGGGAAAUAUAGUAAGGAAAAUUAGACAACUGGAAUUAAAUCCUAGCAAAGAGAAUCUGUGUGAAACACACCAGGAGAAACUCAACCUAUUCUGCGAGGAGGACAGGGAAGCCAUGUGUGUGGCUUGUUGGAGAUCUCCCCAGCACAGAUCUCACAAAGUGCUGCUCAUGGAGGAGGCUGCUCAGAAAUACAAGGAUCAAAUUCAGCUCCAUUUGCAGAGCAUGAUGAAAGAGAGAGAUGAGAUCCCGGCCGUUAAACUGAGUGAGGAAAAGAGACUCCUGGAACUGCUGGAGAAAAUGGAAGCCGAGAGGCAGAAGAUUGUAUCUGUAUUUAAGCAGCUGCGCCAGUUUCUGGAGGACCAAGAGCAACUCCUGCUGGCCCAGUUGGAAAAGUUGGACAAGGAGAUUAGGAAGAGCCAGGAUGAAGACGCCACCAGAGUGUCCAAGGAGAUACCCCGUCUCAGCGAGCUGAUCGGCGAGAUGGAGGGGAUGUGCCGGCAGCCGGCCAGCAAAUUCCUGCAGGACAUCAGAAGCACCUUAAGCAGGUGUGAGAAGGGGAAGUUCCAGCAGCCAGUGGAGAUGUCUUCAGAGCUGGAAAAGAGACUUGGAGAGUUGUCUCAGAAUAAUAGUGUCCUAACGGAGACUCUGAAGAAGUUCAAAGACACUCUGCCAUCUGAACUGGAGAAAAGAAGAAGGGAAUCCCUAGGAUUGCACAGACGGGUGAACAUGACUCUGGAUCCAGACACGGCUCAUCCCGAACUCAUCGUAUCAGAGGAUGGGAAAAGUGCAAGAUGGGGAUUCACAGAAGAGGAUCUACCCGACAAUCCAGAGCGAUUUGACAUUUUGCCCUGUGUGCUUGGCUGUGACAGAUUCACCUCAGGGAGACAUUGCUGGGAGGUGGAAGUUGGGGGUGGGCAAUUCUUGGCUGUGGGAGUGGCCAGAGAGUCUGUGAGGAGGAAAGGAUGGAUCAGCCGUAACCCUGAGGGGGGGAUCUAGGCUGUGGAGCGGUGUGGAGAUCAAUACCAGGCUCUCACCUCCCCUGAGACCUGCCUGCCCCUGAACCAGGCCCCCAGCAGGAUGCGGGUUUCUCUGGACUGUGAACGGGGGCAGGUGACAUUUUUUGAUGCUGAGAACCAGGGCCUGGUUUUCACUUUCCCGCCCGCCUCUUUCACUGGGGAGAAAAUCCGACCUUUGCUCCAGGUGGGGAGAUCCCAGCUCAGACUGUGUCCCUAAGACACAGGGGGGAAAUAUCCCCCCUGAGAACCCUGAAAUCAGCCUCUCUAGCCUCAGAUGUCCUCAUCUCCAUGACCCUGGUGCCUCCAUGGGGGACAAUGGAUCAUCAAAGCAUAGAGAGGAAGCAGCAAUGGAGAUGGAGACGUCAGGUUUUCCCCCUAUGGACUGUGCAGCCUAUUUCUCACUGUCCUCCAUAGUCAGGAAGACUGGGAUCCCAGCUCAGGCACUGAGACACUGAGGGAAAAGCCCACCGGGAAUUAAAAGAUGGGUUUCUUUAGCCACCAUCAUCCUAGUCUCCAUGACCUUGGAGGACUCCUGUCUCCCCAUUCUCCUGGCCCCUCCUCUCUCUCACCCCUUGGAAGUUCAUCCCUCUCCUUGCCAGUACUAGGGGUGAGAAAGGGAUGGGUGAAGAACCACUGAAACUGCAGGAAGUGCAGACGGGCUGUGAGGGACAGGGGUGA